UCUUGUCACAUACCCAACACAAAAUCAUAUACUUUUUAUCUUGCCCCACUUGUUAUAUAAUGCGCCACACAACAUUGUGAUUCUUGUUCAGAGAGCACAAACAACAUUCAAAAACAUGACUGCCCUCUUCUCUCUCUCACUUCUUCUCUCCUCUAUUUCUUUAGCAGCCUCGGUUUCCAUUCACCAGAGUUUCGUUCAGUGUCUCAGCUUCCACACCGACAAAUCUUUCCCCUUCGAUUCCUCCAUUUACACUCCAACCAGUGCUUCUUUCUCCUCCGUUCUUGAAUCCUCCGCCCAGAACUUAAGGCUCUUGGAGCCUUCCGCUCCUAAGCCUGAAUUCAUCUUCACGCCCGCCACCGACGCCCAUGUCCAGGCUGCUGUUCUCUGCUCCAAAAAGGUUGGGAUUCAUCUCAGAGUGCGCAGUGGAGGCCAUGACUAUGAAGGCCUCUCUUUUGUGUCUGAGACUGAAUCCCCUUUCAUGCUUCUCGAUCUCGUCAAGCUUCGAGGCGUCGACGUUAAUAUACAGGACAACACCGCUUGGGUCCAGGCCGGUGCCACCGUUGGCGAAGUCUACUACCGAAUUGCAGAGAAAAGCUCUGUCCAUGGCUUCCCUGCUGGCCUCUGCACCAGCUUAGGUAUCGGCGGCCACAUCACGGGAGGAGCUUAUGGUGCCAUGAUGAGAAAGUAUGGGCUCGGAGUGGACAAUGUGGUGGACGCGCAGAUGGUAGAUGCCUACGGCAGAAUCCUGGACAGAGAAGCCAUGGGAGAAGACUUGUUCUGGGCAAUCAGAGGAGGUGGAGGGGCGAGCUUCGGCAUUAUUCUCUGGUGGAAGAUCAAGCUCGUUCCCGUCCCGCAGACCGUGACAGUUUUUACGGUUACAAGAACCUUGGAGCAGGGUGCCACCAAGAUCAUCCAUAAAUGGCAGCAAGUGGCUCCCAACAUCGACGACAACCUCUUCAUGAGAGUCAUCAUCCAGCCAGCCGGUAACAAAACUCAGAGAACCAUCACCACUUCAUAUAAUGCCCUGUUCCUCGGAAACUCUAGAACGCUCCUUGAUCUCAUGAAGAACAACUUUCCCGAUCUGGGUCUCGCCAGAAAAGAUUGCCUCGAAGUUAGCUGGAUCAGGUCCGUGCUUUACAUUGCCGGUUACCCGAAUGACACGCCUCUAGAGGUCCUCCUUCAGGGCAAGUCAUCGUUCAAGAACUUCUUCAAAGCCAAGUCAGAUUUCGUGAGAGAACCCAUUCCAGAAGAAGGGAUUGAAGGGUUGUGGAGCAGGCUGAAAGAAGAAGACAGCCCCUUGAUGAUUUGGAACCCAUACGGAGGAGCCAUGAGCAGAUUCUCAGAAUCAGAGACCCCAUUUCCUCACAGAAACGGGACGCUGUACAAAAUCCAGUACCUGACCCUGUGGGGUGAUGGAGACAAGAACGAGGCGAAGCAUGUGGAGUGGAUCAGGAAGCUUUAUAACUACAUGACGCCUUAUGUGUCGAAGUUCCCAAGGGAGGCGUACGUGAACUACAGAGAUCUGGAUUUGGGGAUGAACAAGAAGAACAGUACAAGUUAUAUAGAAGCAAGCGGGUGGGGGAGCAUGUAUUUCAAGGAAAACUUCAAUAGGUUGGUGAAGAUAAAGACCAAGUAUGAUCCGGAGAACGUGUUCAGGCAUGAACAGAGCAUCCCGCCACUUCCUGUGUCAUCGGCUGCUAGCAGUAUCAGCUAGUGGGGCUGAAAUUUGAAAAGGCAGUCGAAUAUUGUAUGAAGGGAUGCAUGACGAUGGUUUCGGAGAAUAGACUGUUGUAUGAUACUUGAUGGUCGUAAUUAAAUAGCUGAUGCGUUAUUUUGUGUUUGGUGUGUGACAACAACUCGUGAAGCUAGGCUUGCUUUUGUAGAACGAACGCAAUGGGUCUGGGUGAUUCACACGUCUUGUGGUGCAAGAUUGGUUUACAUGAAAUAUCAUAAAAGUAGAACACUCGAUCUAUGAGUCUAUGAAUAGCAAUUACUUAUUAAGAAAUAUAUGAAAAAUUGGAGAGCAAA
Messenger RNA from Prosopis cineraria, 2028 nucleotides. Its product is annotated as berberine bridge enzyme-like 13. The record is from RefSeq and is a predicted model, not a curated record. Lineage: Eukaryota; Viridiplantae; Streptophyta; Magnoliopsida; Fabales; Fabaceae. The transcript is spliced from 2 exons. Gene Ontology annotation, molecular function: oxidoreductase activity; FAD binding. Bases 116 to 1714 code for a protein of 532 amino acids.